AUGGAGUCCCUCAAGCAAGCCGGCAACUACGUCGCUGAGACCGUUCAACAGGUCACCUCUGGUGCUUCCAAGGAGGCCAACAAGGAGGUUGCCAAGGACAGCAACGUCCCCAUCUCCACCCGUGCCACCGCUGCCAAGGACGCCCUUGGUGACAAGAUUGACGAGACCACCCACGACAAGAAGGCCGACGUCCACAAGGAAGCCAUCUAG
Molecule: messenger RNA, 210 nt
Organism: Fusarium mangiferae
Lineage: Eukaryota; Fungi; Ascomycota; Sordariomycetes; Hypocreales; Nectriaceae
Product: putative glucose repressible protein Grg1
Exons: 3
Coding region: 1-210 (69 amino acids)
Source: RefSeq, a predicted model, not a curated record